AUGGAGCACGAACAAAGGGUUUCAGAAGCGGGAGCGAAACUAAAGCAACCAGACGUGUGGCCAGUGGAAAUCGAACAAAUACUCUCAGCACUUGACAACUCUCAACGCGUGGCAGUGUGUGAAAACCCUUCCCAGCCACUUCUAAUCAUUGCUGGUGCAGGAAGUGGGAAAACACUCACAAUGGCCAGUCGCAUCGCCUUUCUAAUUUUAAACAACGUGGCGCCGCAAAAUAUACUUGGUCUGUGCUUUUCACGGCAAGCGGCAGAGACCCUACGUGGCCGGGUGGCCUCUGUGCUUCCACCCGCCAUGGCUGGGUUGGCCCAGAAACUGAAAUUAAAAACGUUUCAUGCCUUUGGCCUUGAGUGCUUGCGGCGUUACGCUUGUAUCGAACUCACAACGGAAGUUUAUGAUGCUCGACGCCAACGGGACCUUGCAUUCACCGUGGUGGAGAAACACGCUCAAUACUACAAAGGUGUGGAGGCUGUCGUGACGCUUAUUGAUUACGUAAAUAAGGCCAAGACGAAGAAAGAUAUGAGGGCAGGAACAGAGUUGGAUCCCUCACGACAGCCGGCGUACCUUUUCCGCUUCUACGAGUCAAUGCUGCACGAAGAACUCAACGCAGUCGACUUCGGUGACUUGGAGCAGAGGUUUCUUAAAGCGCUCCGCCCAGUGAGACAGCGAAACGAUGCCACCAGUGAGGGUAACAACAACAGCAACAGCAGCAGUUACAGCAUUUCUGCUGACGCGUCGAGCACUUUACAACUGUCACCAAUGGCCAUUCAGCUGCGGUCGCAAUACACCCAUUUUGUUGUUGACGAGUUUCAGGACUUGAACGAGGUGCAGCUGGAGUGUCUCGCACUUCUUGCGGGUGACGAGUGUCGUGUUACUUGCGUCGGAGACCCUAACCAGUGUAUCUAUGCGUGGCGUGGUGCAACAGCCGAGAGCUUUAACCUUUGGCGCAGCCGGUUCCCACGAAGUGUGAUAAUGAAACUCGAAACAAAUUACCGCAGUUCAGCAGAGAUAGUGUGCGCCGUUAACCAAGUUACACAUUUGGAGCAAAGCAGUCAUAAGGGUCAGUCAGGUACAAAUAUAACUUUAGUGAAGUGCAAAUAUGCGUGGGAGCAGUUAAAGCUCAUACCACGUAUCAUCGAACGGUUACGUGGCCGUGAUCGAUCCCUUCCUUACGGCUCCAUCGCCGUACUCUGUCGUACCCACCGCACUGUGCGCGAGCUCGUAACUGCGCUUGAGAACGAUGGUAUCCCUGUCACGGAGCUAAGGCGAGGAGCUCCAAAUUCUGUUGCUCUUGUACGCGCCCUACUAUCUUACCUUCGGUUGUGUAUUCACCCUCAUUCCAACGUUGAUGUGGAGUGUGUCAUACGUGACGCUCCCAACCACUUUGCCGCACCGUCGGCGACAAAGUUUAUAUUCGCUUUACAAGCAGAAGCCCUUACUCGUCGACUGCAUUUGACGACGGAACAACAGCUCGAAGGGCAUUACAAGUGCUCCUAUUAUACCAUAUUGCGCGAAUUGGUUCACAAUGGGUUUGCUACAUCGAGCGACAGGCUGCGUACAACGAAGCCACAGCAAAAACUCCUUCGCACAAUUAUUGAAGUGACCGCUGCUGCACACGAAGCACUCAGCAGAUUCUACUGCAACAUCGAGGAUGUGGUGCGCAGUGUGGCGGAACGCGCUGGAUUUGAUGAUGGGAGCGCGGGUGGUGCGAAGAUAAGGCACAAGGUAAACAAUGGCAUGGCGGGAGGCGGUUUCAACGGUAUUAAAAGGGCUAAGCGGCCUCGCUGUGCACCCCGUGUGGCGGCUCACCUGACGGACUCAGUGGACGUGUGGGAGGACGUUAUGAACGAAGGUGAGGAAAUAAUGUCGUCAAUACCACAGUUGCUUCUUGGCGCUUGCGAGGCUGUUCAGGAGCAGAUAAUCGCGGAGCAGAGUGCUGUUGAGGCCGAUGCGAUUAAUGGUGAUGUGCUUGGUUUUAGCGACAACAGGAGCGUGGUGAAAGCUGAGCCUGACGAGAGAAGUGUUGGAACGCAUCCAGACGUCCCAGCUGCACAACCAAGAUAUGACCCCUACACCGUACUGCAGCGAGUUAUUGACGAGUUCCUUCAGCUCUUGCCAAGUGAUGAUUUUGGUCCAAUGAAGGGUCCGGAAGCUCUAAAACCCGAGGAAAGGACAGUUACUGUGACCACUGUGCAUCAGGCGAAGGGAAAAGAGUGGCCAGCUGUCAUUAUACCGUGCUGCUAUGAAGGUGAGUUCCCGAUAGACACGCGAAAGGCUGAGGAAAAGCGGGUCUUCUACGUUGCAAUGAGUCGUGCGAUGGAGAGCCUCGUAUUUCUGACGGCUGAACAGGGGCCGCCAACAAACGCGUCAGGGCGAACAGCUGACGGGGACCACGCUCUGGAUUCCACCGGGACGGAACAGCAAUAUGUGCAGCUGCAGAUGACACCGUACCUGCGGCCCAUCUUGCAUCAAGUUAAAGUGAUAACCAUGUCUGCAGAAAGUGAAGGGCAGCAAGAGUGA
This is a messenger RNA of Trypanosoma brucei brucei TREU927, 2532 nucleotides long. Its product is annotated as ATP-dependent DNA helicase, putative. The record is from RefSeq and is a predicted model, not a curated record. Gene Ontology annotation, cellular component: nucleus. Bases 1 to 2532 code for a protein of 843 amino acids. Gene Ontology annotation, biological process: recombinational repair. Gene Ontology annotation, molecular function: hydrolase activity; ATP binding; DNA binding. The transcript has a single exon. NCBI's taxonomy places the organism in Eukaryota, Euglenozoa, Kinetoplastea, Trypanosomatida, Trypanosomatidae.